Molecule: messenger RNA, 1877 nt
Organism: Andrographis paniculata
Lineage: Eukaryota; Viridiplantae; Streptophyta; Magnoliopsida; Lamiales; Acanthaceae
Product: probable F-box protein At2g36090
Exons: 3
Coding region: 660-1748 (362 amino acids)
Molecular function (GO): protein binding
Source: RefSeq, a predicted model, not a curated record
GGUAAUGACCUUUUUAUAUUAAAGUUCAGUGCUUACCCGACACCAGGUAAUGGCGCAAUCAGGUUAAUGCUUUAUUUAUGCUGUGGGAUUUUGUUUGUAUGUUAAUGGUCAUUUUCAACAAAUUUAAUUUCCCGUGUUCUUGUUCCUUCAUUUCUUUCCCACCCCAUUAAUGUGUGCAAAUUAUUGCAAAAAGCUUCAGCAAAUCCAUGGUCUCCAAGAACAGUAGUAGAAUAAUACCUUCCAAAGUCGAAAAUUUUACAGGGCUUUGGUGAAGAAGUUCCACGCCAUUGCAGAUAGGAGAAUACGAUUAAUUUUUCGUCAUUGUAAAAAUCGCGUAUUUUGGGUCCCAUUUGGUCUUCUUCUGGAACUCUUAUACGUUUCACAGCUUCACAUCGCGAGAGAAUUAGGGCUUUUUUCGAAUUACCUAAGAAUCAAUUUGGGACCCGACAAAGGAAGAGAUCUUUUGCAGAUAAAUAAGGGAAAUCUGGAAAGGGACCUCGUGUCUCUUCUCUUUCUCUCUCUAUAUUCAAUUUGCAUUCAUAGUAUUCUCUCAAUUUCUUGUAAUUAGAAAGACAUGAACGUCUCCUCUCAAGAUGGGUUAAUUCUUCUUCAAUCUGUUUCUUCUACUGUUGUCUUCGGAUGGUAAGAAAGAUUUAACAAUGUCAGUCGAAAGCUUGGCUUCGCUGAGCAGCGAUCUUUGCUACGACAUACUAAAGCGUCUGGACGGUGCUACAUUGGCCAGCGCCGCCUGUUCUUGUGCUACAUUUUGUUCGAUUUCGAAAGAAGAGAGGCUGUGGGAAGAUGCCUGUACUUCUAUGUGGCCUUCGACGAAUCGGGACGACGUCAAGAACUUAAUUUCUUCGAUUGGCGGGUUCAAGAACUUCUACGCCGACUGUUUCCCUCUUAUAGUCAGCAAGGAGGUCCCGGAGUUUCACUGGAACGACUACUACGACUUCCCGGAAGAGUGGACCGACGCGGAAUACUACGGAGACGACGAUGAAGUCGAGAACAUCUCGCCGUCGGAUUUCGUGUCGAUCGUGGAUAUCAGGUACAACGACACGACGAUUUGUUCGAAAGUCUUGUGGGGAAUUCCGAACACCAACAGCUUCAACGGUUGGUUCUACAGCUGCCCUUUCCGGAUCGAUCUUCUCGCGUACUCGGCGCGGGACGAAAUUAAGCUUACGGUGACGGACGGGUUGUCGCCCGUUUGGUCGAUGGAGAGGGAGCGGAAAGACGGGAAGCUUUGGCAGGAGAUUUGCGACGGGAUCCGGCUGAGCUGGAUUCUCGUAAAUCGGAAAGCGAAGAAGGCCGCGAAUCUGUCAAGCUGGAGCCCCGUCGGCGGGCAACGGCAUUGGCCUACGGACAACGACUUCUUGAUCCGAUUCGGGUCGAUUCUUCCGGCAAAGGAUAUUCUACCUUGUAGGGUUGUGGAAUGCAUUCUGAUCAUGAAGCUGAAGCUCGUCGGGAGCGGCGCGCGGACGACGAUCGAGCUGACGGAGCUGAGUAUGCAGCUCGGCGACAUGGAGGGGUCCCACGUCAACGGCCGGAACAGCUUGCUGGUGCUGAGGGACGCGCUCGGCUGCCCCCGGAGCAAGAAUUAUGGCGCGGCGGUCGAGUCGUGUUUACGGUAUUCGAAAGUUCAGAGCGAGCUGAAGGAGGAGAAGAUGAGGUACGAGAACAGGUUGGACACAAUUUGGAUACUCGGAAGUAUUGCAGCUUGUGUUACAUUCUGUCUUUACUGUUUGUGAAGAUUAAGAUUGAAUCGAUCUAUAUAUAUAUAUAGAUACAUACACACAUUCUAUAUGUAUAUGUGUGUGUUAUGUGAACUUGUUUGUUGCAGAUCUUUCACGUAGUCGAAGGAUAUGUGUUUUAUGGUU